AAUGGCACAGCUGGACAUGGCGGACACAACUCGAAUACGAAUCCACUCUAUUCCAGGAUCGGACAGGUUUUAUAACCCACACAUAGGCAAAGGAAAAGUAGUAUUUACUGGACCAGAUGCUAUAUCCAAUCAGAGAGUUACGAGACUGCAGCCAACGUAUGUUGGUAUUGGCACCAUGUCACCAGAGGGUACCAGUGAUGCAGAAUAUCUGUGGAGACCAGGCAGGAGAUGGGCUUUUCCUGCACCCAAAUCAGCAAGUGUUGGAGCAAUUGGAUGGGGUUUAAACUUAUUUCAUGACAUCAAGAGGUUAAAAAGUGGUCAACAGAUUAUGAGAGGAGAAUUUAGACAAGAAUGUGAAGACAGACACACUCAUUUGUACCAAAAUCCCUGGUAUCCUGAUAUGCGGGACCAGCAAGAGGAAGGACCAGCAGUAAAUAACACGUACGACCGGCAUAGUAUCUAUUCGAGACCAGGAACGUCACAUCAGCACAGCCCUGUAUUGAGGUCCAGUACCCCUACCCCUAGGGUACACUAUGAGAACAGAGAUAGACAUUUACCACUCAGACCGAGAUCAUGUACACCAAGCACUCAAAGAUCAAGAUCUGGAACUGUCUCUAGUUCAACAUCGCAUUACAGUCAGCAAUACACAUACUGAUGUACUACUACGGGGGAGGGUGAAGAGCACUGAAUACAUGGGUCUCUAUUAUUUUUGAUAGUCUAGUCUAGGAUGUUUUUGUAAUUGUUUUCUAAGAGUGCAAUGCUAAUUCUUGUAUUACACCAUGAAUGCAAUUCCAUUAUUGAUAUUUAAAAGUAUUUUGAUAAUAAUAAA
Molecule: messenger RNA, 829 nt
Organism: Actinia tenebrosa (Australian red waratah sea anemone)
Lineage: Eukaryota; Metazoa; Cnidaria; Anthozoa; Actiniaria; Actiniidae
Source: RefSeq, a predicted model, not a curated record